AGCCGUUUGUUUCGGCGGGAAACCCACAAAGUGAGCUUACUUGCUGCUGGUGUAUUUGGUCACAGCUUUGGUUCCUUCACUGACGGCAUGUUUUGCCAGUUCACCGGGCAAAAGCAGCCUGAUAGCGGUCUGGAUUUCGCGAGAGCUGAUGGUCGACUUCUUGUUGUAAUGGGCAAGGCGGGAAGCUUCGGUGGCGAUGCGCUCGAAGAUGUCGUUAACGAACGAGUUCAUGAUGCCCAUGGCUUUGCUGGAGAUACCAGUGUCGGGGUGAACUUGCUUCAACACCUUAUAGAUGUAGAUAGCAUAGCUUUCCCUUCUCUUUCCUCUCCUCUUCUUCUUUCCAUCAGCAAUGGCUUUAGCCUUUCCGGCUUUUUUCUCGCCUUUCUUUCCUGCAACUUUGGCUGGCAUUUUGCUAAAUCAAAAAGGUGAAUAGAUGUGCAGCGCAACUCGUCUUGUAUUUAUAUCAGAAUCGUAAGAGAAUCUAUUACCAUACGGAUCGAAAUUCUCGAUCAAUGAUUGGCCUAUUUCUAUAUGCUAACCCCGGAGGUCAAUUUGUAUAUUAUUCUUUCUUUAAUCAGAAAAUUACAAUGCUAUCAAAUCGCGCGAAGCUUAAAAUUGAUUGGUGCUUUUCGAUCCUUCCUGCAUAAUGAACGAACUAUAAAUAACAGACUUGGUACAAGUUUACUAUUCUUUCUUAUUGUUAACAGUAGAGCAAGUCACAACGAACAUGUCUGGCCGCGGUAAAGGAAAAGCUAAGGGCACUAAGUCUAAGAGCCGCUCAUCUCGAGCAGGCCUUCAAUUCCCAGUUGGUCGAAUUCACCGUCUUCUCCGCAAAGGAAAUUACGCUGAGCGAGUUGGCGCCGGUGCUCCAGUGUACUUGGCUGCUGUGCUCGAAUAUCUGAGCGCUGAGAUCCUUGAGUUAGCGGGCAACGCUGCUCGUGACAACAAGAAGACAAGAAUCAUUCCCCGUCACCUUCAGCUGGCCGUCCGUAAUGACGAGGAGUUGAAUAAACUUCUAGUCGGUGUCACAAUCGCACAGGGAGGUGUUCUUCCUAACAUCCAAGCU
Pocillopora meandrina is the source of this 1066-nucleotide messenger RNA. Lineage: Eukaryota; Metazoa; Cnidaria; Anthozoa; Scleractinia; Pocilloporidae. The record is from the annotation of a GenBank genome assembly.